Sardina pilchardus (European sardine) is the source of this 1478-nucleotide messenger RNA. It is a transcript of the gene lmo4b, whose product is annotated as LIM domain only 4b. Bases 439 to 936 code for a protein of 165 amino acids. NCBI's taxonomy places the organism in Eukaryota, Metazoa, Chordata, Actinopteri, Clupeiformes, Clupeidae. The transcript has 5 exons. The record is from RefSeq and is a predicted model, not a curated record.
CCGACUGCAGACGAGACAUUCCGACGGGAGCAGAGCAAGAGGGAAGACGACCAUAAUUAAUUAACGCGCAUUUUGGUCACAUUUGUAUGGCAGAGACACUACCUGGAAAUAACUGACUUCGCGUCACAACUUUGUCAUUUUUGGUAGAGCAGCAGCUGCUAAAAGAACAGGAGAGACGGCAAACCAGGACUGCUCUAGUGGAAAUAUAAUCUGAAAGCUCCAUUUGCCUUUCCCUCUGCAGUUCAACACCAUUCAGACGCGCACUAUCCAACGGACUUGGUGCGAUUCCUCUCGGACUGCUGGACCACCGCUAUAACUGUAGGCUCUUGCCAAGCCGUCGGUCGACUUCCGUGGGACUGUUGCUUAUUGCAUUUUCAUAUUACCCGGCGUGAACUGGAAGAUCCAAUCAUUACACUAAAAAGGGACAAAAGAGGGACAAUGGUGAACCCAGGAGGAAGUACCCAGCCACCGCCCGUGGGAGCCGGCUCCCUCUCGUGGAAGCGCUGUGCCGGCUGCGGAGGCAAGAUCGCCGACCGCUUUCUGCUCUACGCCAUGGACAGCUACUGGCACAGCCGCUGCCUCAAGUGCUCCUGCUGCCAGGCCCAGCUGGGCGAGAUCGGCACCUCGUGCUACACCAAGAGCGGCAUGAUCCUCUGCAGAAACGAUUACAUCAGGUUAUUUGGGAACAGUGGGGCGUGCAGUGCGUGCGGACAGUCCAUCCCAGCGAGCGAACUGGUCAUGCGGGCACAAGGCAACGUGUACCACCUCAAGUGUUUCACGUGUUCUACCUGCCGGAACCGGCUCGUCCCCGGUGACCGGUUCCACUACAUCAACGGCAGCCUGUUCUGCGAACACGACAGACCCACAGCACUCAUCAACGGGCACUUGAGUUCACUGCAGACGAAUCCACUACUGCCAGACCAGAAGGUUUGUUAGGAGGAGGCUUGCAGCAGGAAGCAGGAUGUGUGCCUUCAUUUCAGCCCUCGCUCACCCUCGUGCUCAAGACGUCUCGGAACCCCUGCCCCCCCCCCACCCCCACCCCCGCCUGCCCGCUGGCUGUCCAUCCGCUGCUCCCCCUGCUCCGUGCCCUGGUCUCUGGUCAACUCCUCGCUCUCCAGAAUCUCCUCGCCCGAGCCGGCCCUACAGAACUCCGCUGCUUCAGCACCUUCAGCAGCCCCGGCAGUCGAGCCGCCCAGGCAACUACCCCGAGCCCCAUGGCCUGCCGAGGUCCAGCAGAACCCUGACCCCACUCCCUCUCUCCCUGUGCCCCCCUUCACACACACUAUACACACAUUUUCAAUCGCAAACAGACCCCCUCCCACACACACACACACACGCCAUAUGAGGCUCUGUGCAAAUGUGCACUGGAGAGAACUCUCUGAGGACUCCAUGAACCUGGACUCAAAAGAGACUGCUCAGAGCCAGAGGAACUCCGACACACGGAGAGAGAGAGAGAGAGAGAGAGAGAGAAAGAGGUC